AUGGUCGCAACUCGAGGAAUGACUGGGGGCACUCGGCCCAAGGUCAAGCCUCUACCGGCUAAGCCUUCUGAGGCCGAAAAAGCCGCCAAAACCGCCAAAGCCGCUAGAAUGAAAACUGAGAAGGAGGAAAAGAAAGUUGCGAGGGAUGCAGCGAAGCGACUAAAGGAUGCGGAGAAGGCCGCAGCAAAGGCCGAUAAGGACGCAAGCAAAGCUGCAGCAAAGGCUGCGAAGGUUGCAAAGGUUGCCAAUGCCAAAAACAGCACGAAAGGCACAAAACGCACAAUUGAUGCGAAUACCAAAGCUGCCAAAGCUGCCAAAGCUACGAAGGCUACCAAGGCUACCAAAGCUACCAAAGCUACCAAAGCCACCAAGGCUACCAAAGCCACCAAGGCCACCAAGGCCAUCAAGACCACCAAGGCCACCAAGGCCACCGAGAAGACAAAGGCCACCAAGGGUGGAGCUAGAGCACCUAACGAGACGGCUUCACCAGAUCAAUCGGAUGAAGAUGAGGACGAAGACGAAGAAAGCGAAGAAAACGAAGAAGAUCACGAUGAAGAACCACGCGCCAAGAGGCGCAGGGUUGAGACUAUGCCUUCUCCCGAUCUUUCUGUGCGAGUCGGCCCACCCAAAGUAAACCGUCCGGUUAUACAAAUUGGGAAUUGGGAUUACAUGAGGAAAACCGACAUCCCAGAAGGCGUGAAGAGCGAAAUUAACAGGCCUCUACCCGAUAUCUAUAUUGGAGGCGCUGCACCACAUCCUCGUUGGGUGGUCACUCGACUCGAAAGGUUAAAGGUACCUUCAGAACCUAGUGUCAUACUUGACUUCGGGGGUUUACAAUGGACGUUUGAAGAAGGAGACUUCAAGAAAUGGACUGGGUUAGAGUACACGGCUCUUUUCGAAUUUGCGUAUAUGUGUCUCGAACAUACGCUCAUUGAUACGGAGGUCCGAGAGCACAUCUAUAAGUCCCUAGCCCAGGGCCCCUUGCCCGAGGCUGAGACUGUCGGUUACAAUUGGUACCCAGCUCUGCCGCCAGUGCCCUUCACAAGACACUUUGGGACAGGGUCCUCCCAGCAAUCCAGUCGAAGACCAAGUGACGCCUUUUACUUCAAUAACUUUGAUCGUCCAAAUAUGGCAGUCCGACCACGAAAUGAUCACAUGCCGCAACCGUAUCUGCCUCACAUGCCUUCCAUUGUCUCCAAUCACCCGAGAUUAGAGGAAUGGCCAACUGCCUCGCGCUCGGCAAGUCCAGACCCGGAAAGCGAACGGGGAAGCAACGAAAGUCAGCCAGGCGAUUCUAGAAGGUCGUCUGUGACCCGGGAGUCCGACCUGGAACUCAAUCCAGAGGGGACUUAUUCGGAACCGACAACCCCAGUACCUCUUGAGAAUGAUGGGAAAAAUGCACCAAAUGAUGCAGUCUCAGAAGAUGGUUCAAUCUUUGGUGACGCCGAUGACGAUCAGGUUGAGCCCAACUCAGCCCGAGGCUCUCGAGAGCAAUCACCUAGUAGUAGCGUUUUCUCGGGCUCCGGCUCUGACGAGGUCGGCACUUCUUCCCAGACCAGUGAACCUAGAAAGUUCAAUGCCGCUGACGAUAAUAGCGCCCAAUCGACGAAUAGCCUGUCGCCAGUACCCCAUGAUGGGCUCUUCGACCCUGAACAGAUUGAGAAUUAUUAUGGAAAGAAGCAAAAAAAUUCGCCAAGCACAACUAUCACCAAGUCCUCUUCGGGGGCGCUGGGGACAUUGGAAGACGCACAGAAAGAAUUGGAAAUGGGAGAGCUCGAAACGGGAGGGGUUGCAGAGUCAAGUAAACGGAUGCGGAUGGAAUCCCCAUCAGCACCAUCACCACCUGCGACUCGAAUGACGACAGCGACUGAGGCCAUGAUGAACAAAUUUAUGUCGUUCGCACGAGUAAGAAAAGAGAAACGGGAGAAAAUGCGAGCAACUGCAGCGGAGAAAAUAUCAGACAAACCGCCGGUGGCACUGUUGAAGAAGACUACAGAAAAUCAGGCGGGUGCAAGAUCGCAGGCGGAUGCACCUAGUCCUGAGAUUCCACCUAAUCUGCAAGAUGGGUUCUUGGAACAGGCCAAGAAGUAUGUCAAGGAUCCAAUUCAGAGGGUCAGACAUUUCCCUGACCCUCCUGCUGUUCGUCGAGCCAGAGUGUGGGCAGGGGAGGAAUUGGUGGACCAUGAGAUCAAACCUGACUCUACGCUGCCACCUUGGGCUGAAAGACAUCGGCCUUUCAGUCAAUGGCAGAAUCCGGUACGUGCCUCAUGUAUUGAAAUUUUUGAGAAUUACGCUGAUCAUAUUCAAUUAGAUUGGGAGAACUCCUGCACCUGCGGCACGCACGAAGGUCUCGAGAUCGAAAAGACGGAGCAAAGGACAAGGUAG
This is a messenger RNA of Penicillium verrucosum, 2385 nucleotides long. RefSeq lists its product as uncharacterized. The record is from RefSeq and is a predicted model, not a curated record. NCBI's taxonomy places the organism in Eukaryota, Fungi, Ascomycota, Eurotiomycetes, Eurotiales, Aspergillaceae. Bases 1 to 2385 code for a protein of 794 amino acids. The transcript has 3 exons.